AUGACAAGAGAUAUCAGAAACCACUUAUUGUUUGAAGUAGCUACAGAGGUAGCUAACAGAGUUGGUGGUAUUUACUCUGUUUUAAAGAGUAAGGCACCUGUCACCACUGCCCAAUACAAAAACAAUUACCAUUUAAUAGGCCCAUUAAAUAAACAAACCUACGAAUUGGAGGUUGAAAAAUUAGAUUGGACUGAUGAUUCUAUUUUUGAUAAAUACAAUAUUGGCGAGAUCAAAACUGUGUUAACUAAUAUGCAUGAAAGAGGUGUUAAUUUUGUUUAUGCCAGAUGGUUGAUUGAAGGUGCACCACGUGUUAUUUUGUUUGACUUGGACAGUGUGCGUCACUACUUAAAUGAUUGGAAGGGUGAUAUAUGGGAAUUGUCUGGCAUUCCUAGUCCUGAAAAUGACACAGAGACAAACGAUGCCAUAUUGUUAGGGUACACUGUUGCGUGGUUUUUGGGCGAGCUGGCACACGUUGACACAAAACAAGCCAUCAUUGCUCAUUUCCAUGAAUGGCUAGCUGGUGUUGCUAUACCUAUUUGCCGUAAGAAAAGGAUCGAUGUUGUUACUAUUUUUACUACCCAUGCCACUUUGUUGGGUAGGUAUUUGUGUGCUGGUAACGUAGAUUUUUACAAUAACCUAGAUAAGUUUGAUUGUGAUGCAGAGGCUGGGAAAAGAGGUAUUUAUCACCGUUAUUGUAUUGAGCGUGCAGCUGCUCAUUCUGCAGAUGUGUUUACCACUGUUUCUCAGAUUACCGCUUUAGAGGCUGAGCAUUUGUUAAAACGGAAGCCAGAUGGUAUUUUACCUAAUGGGUUAAACGUUGUCAAGUUUCAAGCUGUUCAUGAGUUUCAGAAUUUGCAUGCUCAGAAGAAGGAGAAAAUCAAUGAGUUUAUCAGAGGCCAUUUUUGUGGUCAUUUUGAUUUUGAUUUGGAAAAUACGUUGUACUUUUUCAUUGCCGGUAGAUAUGAGUACAGGAAUAAGGGUGCGGACUUUUUCAUCGAAAGUUUAGCUCGUUUGAACUAUAGAUUGAAGGUUUCCGGGUCUAAAAUGACUGUUGUUGCGUUCAUUAUCAUGCCAGCUAAGAACCAUUCUUAUACUGUUGAAGCUUUGAGGAACCAGGCUGUUGUCAAGUCGUUGGAAAACACAGUCAAAGAUGUCAGCAAAUCGAUUGAAAAGAGAAUCUUUAAUCAUGCCAUGAAAUAUCCAAAAAUUUCUGAUAGUGGUGUUCCAACUGAAUUGGACGAAAUUUUAAAGAUGGGCGAUAAAGUUUUGUUGAAAAAGAGAAUUUUUGCCUUAAAGAGACCCGACGGUUCUCUGCCUCCAGUGGUGACCCACAAUAUGGUGGAUGAUGCCAACGAUCCAAUUUUGAAGCAGAUUAGAAGCGUGCAGCUAUUCAAUGCACCAGAGGAUCGUGUUAAAAUCAUUUUCCACCCAGAAUUCCUAAGUGCUAAUAAUCCGAUUUUGUCAAUGGAUUAUGAUGAGUUUGUUCGUGGGUGCCAUUUAGGUGUUUUCCCAUCUUAUUAUGAGCCAUGGGGGUACACGCCUGCGGAAUGUACUGUCAUGGGUAUUCCAUCCAUCACUACCAAUUUAUCUGGGUUUGGUGCAUACAUGGAGGAUUUGAUUGAACAAGACCAAGCCAAGGAUUACGGUAUUUAUAUCAUUGAUCGUCGUUUUAAAAGUGCCGAAGAGAGUAUUGAACAGUUGGUUGACGAUAUGGAAAGCUUUGUAAGCAAAACUAGGAGACAAAGAAUCAAUCAAAGAAACAGAACCGAGAGGUUGAGUGAUUUAUUAGAUUGGAAAAGAAUGGGGUUGGAAUAUGUUAAGGCUAGGCAGUUGGCCCUAAGAAGAGCUUAUCCUGAACAAUUUAAGAGUUUGAUUGGGGAGGAUAUUGGUGAUUCGGAUAUUAGAUUCAUGGAUGGCAGUAAGAAGAUUAAGGUUGCCAAGCCAAUGAGUGUUCCUGGAUCUCCAAGAGAUGGCAAUAGUAGAGCGGGUAGUACAGCUGCUAUAUUAAUGACUCCAGGUGACUUGGGUACUUUGCAGGAUGCUAAUAGUGUGGAUGAUUAUUUUAAUUUGUCUUUGGGUGAUGACGAUGAUAAUGAGGGGGGUUAUGAAGAUAAUCUUGGUUAA
Saccharomycodes ludwigii is the source of this 2124-nucleotide messenger RNA. RefSeq lists its product as uncharacterized. Gene Ontology annotation, cellular component: cytoplasm. The record is from RefSeq and is a predicted model, not a curated record. The transcript has a single exon. NCBI's taxonomy places the organism in Eukaryota, Fungi, Ascomycota, Saccharomycetes, Saccharomycodales, Saccharomycodaceae. Gene Ontology annotation, molecular function: alpha-1,4-glucan glucosyltransferase (UDP-glucose donor) activity. Bases 1 to 2124 code for a protein of 707 amino acids. Gene Ontology annotation, biological process: glycogen biosynthetic process.